GACUUAUUAGGAUUAAUUGUCAGAUCUUGUCUCCUGUCUCAGUAUUUGCUUGCAAUUUUGACUAGCAUAGUUACAAUGUGCUUACAAGGAUUAUGCUGUUUGUGAUAUGUGUAGUUAUUAUAUGAUGGAGGAAAGUUACUAAGAGAAAAUAGUUCUGUGUAUUUUGGUUAUAUGUCACUCUGCCAACAGAAUGAGAUAGAGGAAUGAUGAACGAUCUGGGAUCUAUUGCUCCAUUCACAAAGUAUUAUAUGAAAUGCCAAUGGUUUUGCGUAGAUUCUUAGUUUUAAGUCUUAUAUAGGUAGUUGUUGUGAAGGCUUGCCGUAUGCUGUCAUGCAAAGUCAAUAUACUCUUUAUAAAAAGGCCUCUUUCAAGUUGGGAAACAAUCUAGGUAGAGAUCUUGAUUCUAGAAUUUCCUGUAUGGUACCUGGCUUGUAUACUGAUGGGACUUUUGCUAAAUCAUUUUUUUGCAUGAGGGCUGAAAUUCUAUCUGUCAGUAACAAUACAAGUUUGGGCUAUUUAAAAAUUAACCACACACAACAACCUCCGAAAAUCAGAAGUGUCAUUGAUGGCAAUCUAGGGGAAUUAUCCGAUGAAGAUGAGGAUCUCUGUCCUGUUGAAUGUGUUAGAGAAUUUAGGACUGAUGAAGAGUUCUUCAAAAUUCUUGAAAGGGCGAAAGAAACAGAUUCUUUGGUUGUCGUUGAUUUUUAUCGAACUUCUUGUGGAAGCUGCAAGUAUAUAGAGCAAGGGUUUGCAAAAUUAUGCAGGGGGUCUGGUGAUGAGGAAGCUCCAGUAAUCUUCUUAAAACAUAAUGUGAUUGAUGAGUACGAUGAACAAUCUGAGGUCGCUGAACGGUUAAGAAUAAAGACGGUUCCCCUCUUCCACUUCUACAAAAAUGGAGUUCUACUGGAAGCAUUCCCAACGAGAGACAAAGAGAGGAUUGUUGCAGCCAUUAUGAAAUUCUCAUCAUCCAAAUGAUUAAGCCUAUUAGGUAUUCACGGCUUCUCUUCUGAAGUAAAAUUUUAAGGUAUUUUGGACUGGUCAAAGAUAAGAUCAAACUGCCGUAGAAAGUUAUACAUCUCUAAAAGUUAUAUGUAGUGUACACAAAAAAAACCAUAUUGUGUUUAUGGGUGAACACUGCAUCUAACUGCUUUUAUUUUCUGUUAUGAAUAAUAUCAGUGCUUGUUAAUCA
Mangifera indica (mango) is the source of this 1189-nucleotide messenger RNA. Its product is annotated as thioredoxin-like 4, chloroplastic. Lineage: Eukaryota; Viridiplantae; Streptophyta; Magnoliopsida; Sapindales; Anacardiaceae. The record is from RefSeq and is a predicted model, not a curated record. Gene Ontology annotation, cellular component: chloroplast. Bases 331 to 975 code for a protein of 214 amino acids. The transcript is spliced from 4 exons.